AUGAACAAGGCAUAUGACUCAAAUAUGCCGACUACAGAAGAGCCACAUGUCGGAACCAAGGUUUCAUACGUUAUAGCGAGUCUCGGAGCAGCUUGUUUGGUCUUACUUAUCAUUAUGGUUGUCGCGUCGUUUAUAAACUACAAGAGACAACAGAUCCUUACGGAAGGGGGUGUUGAGAGGUGGCAGGUUGCUCCAGGCGGAAUAGUGACUUUGCAAACACUCGAUGGUACAAGCCCAGCCGAGAAAUACAAAUUUCCGCAAUCGCCCAAGCCCAAGUCGCAUCAGGACUUAGAAUCGCUUGCAUUGGACUCCUUAGAACUCUGUGCAAUCUGCCUUGAAGUUUUUGAGACUUCGGAAUCUGUUCGGCGAUUGAAAUGCGAACAUGUCUAUCACCAAGAAUGUAUCGAUCGUUGGUUUCAAGGGCAUCAUUUCACUUGUCCUUUGUGUAAGUCAAGUUUUGUUGCAAGGGCAGGAAGUAGUAAAACAUCAUAA
Molecule: messenger RNA, 492 nt
Organism: Fusarium venenatum
Lineage: Eukaryota; Fungi; Ascomycota; Sordariomycetes; Hypocreales; Nectriaceae
Source: RefSeq, a predicted model, not a curated record